AUAUAGCUGUAGGCAAAAGAUUAACAGCUGGUAGAGGAUGCAUUCGUGAAGAACAGAGAGACAUGCCCAGAGAGUAGAAACCUAAAAAAAAAAUUAAGUUUCAUUUCUUUCUCUCUCUCUCUCUCUCUCUCUCUCUGUGAAGUAUCAGUAUCAGAGUUUGCAGGCAUUGAAGGAGAGGGAAGAAGCAGUUCACUCUGGGUAAAUUGCUUCAGGACUGAGUUUGCUGCGCUUCACUGAGUGAGAUCUGAAAUGGGUUUCACUUCAAUUUUCCGAUCAUUGAGCUAGUGGGUCUGCUUCUCGCCUUCUCUAACAAAGAUUUUAUUGCAAGUUUUGAUUAAAUUACUGACAGUACAGCUCUCCCCCAUUGCCUUCCUGGCUGCGUAAUUCAGAAGCAACGCCCGCAUUCAUAUCGACCCAGAGCGGGAGCAAGCUUAAAGAAGCAUUCGUGUUCUUUUCGCAAAGCAUCCCCUUUAAAUCCGAGCCCCAUUUACCGAGCUUCUCCAACACUGUGUUUUCCAUUUCUGUCUGUUUCUCAAUACUCUGUUUCCGACAUCAAUCGAAAUGGACCAGAUUUCGUCGACGACAGUUAUUCCGGAAGCGUAUCAGGGCGCCCGCGACGACAUUAGCGGCCAAAUUGGAUUGAUUUGGCAGCAGACGAAGGCGCCGCUGAUCGUGCCGCUGCUGAAAUUGUUGGUGAUAGUGUGUUUGGGAAUGUCGGUGAUGCUGUUCGCGGAAAGAGUGUACAUGGGCAUAGUCAUAGUGCUGGUGAAAUUGUUGGGGAAGAAGCCGGAGAAGAAGUACAGGUGGGAGCCCAUGAGGGACGACGUGGAGCUGGGAAAUUCUGCUUAUCCUAUGGUUCUGGUGCAAAUUCCAAUGUACAAUGAAAAAGAGGUUUAUCAGCUGUCCAUUGGAGCUGCAUGUGGCCUUUCAUGGCCGUCCGAUCGAAUCAUAAUCCAAGUGCUGGACGAUUCAACUGAUCCUACCAUCAAGGACAUGGUGGAGGUGGAGUGCCAGAGAUGGGUAAGCAAAGGCAUCAACAUCAAGUACGAGAUCAGGGACAACAGAAAUGGGUACAAAGCAGGGGCUCUGAAAGAAGGAAUGAAGCACAGCUACGUUAAACAGUGCGACUAUGUGGCGAUCUUCGACGCUGAUUUUCAACCAGAGCCAGACUUCCUCUGGCGCACCAUCCCUUUCCUUGUGCACAAUCCUCAGAUUGCCCUUGUCCAGGCUCGCUGGAAAUUUGUUAACGCUGAUGAGUGCUUAAUGACAAGAAUGCAAGAGAUGUCGUUGGAUUACCAUUUCGCUGUGGAGCAAGAAGUGGGAUCCUCAACCUAUGCAUUCUUUGGUUUCAAUGGGACGGCUGGUGUUUGGAGAAUUUCAGCCAUCAACGAAGCUGGUGGGUGGAAGGAUCGAACGACGGUGGAGGAUAUGGAUCUGGCUGUCCGAGCUAGUCUUAAAGGCUGGAAAUUUGUAUAUGUCGGUGAUCUUAAGGUGAAAAAUGAGUUGCCAAGUACUUUCAAGGCAUACCGUUAUCAGCAACAUCGAUGGUCCUGCGGCCCAGCUAAUCUCUUCAGGAAAAUGGCCAUGGAGACAGUAAGAAACAAGAAAGUCUCUCUGUGGAAGAAGAUUUAUGUGGUCUACAGUUUCUUCUUCGUUCGGAAAAUUGUUGCCCAUAUUGUCACAUUUAUCUUCUAUUGUGUCGUCUUACCAGCAACGGUUUUGGUUCCAGAAGUUGAAGUUCCUAAGUGGGGAGCUGUUUAUAUUCCUUCUACCAUUACUCUUCUAAAUGCUGUAGGAACACCCAGAUCACUGCACCUAUUAGUAUUCUGGAUUCUGUUUGAGAAUGUAAUGUCUCUACACCGGACCAAAGCAACAUUCAUAGGUCUGCUGGAAGCAGGGAGAGUUAAUGAAUGGGUUGUCACUGAGAAAUUGGGAGAUGCCCUCAAGGCUAAAUUUGGCUCCAAAGCUCCCCGGAAACCCCGUAUGAGGUUCGGAGAAAGAAUCCAUAUAUUAGAGCUUGGUGUUGGGGCUUACCUCUUCUUCUGCGGGUGCUACGACGUGGCCUUCGGGAAGAACCACUACUUCAUAUACCUCUUUCUCCAAUCUAUUGCCUUCUUCGUCGCUGCGUUUGGCUACGUUGGCACCUUUGUCCCAAGCUCGUAGCAGGCUCGCGGGGGUGACCGUCUUCAGAAUUCGUCGCUUCACGUAUUUGUAUCUCUUCACGUCUCCAACCAAAAAAAAAAAAAAAAAAGUAUGCAUAUGGUUCUUUGAUUUUGAAGCAUUGAUUUUGUUUUUUACAGCUCUAGAUUGCUUAAAGAAAGGCAGGGGGUUAUUCUUUUAUGGGCCGGGGGUGCAUAAAUAAUAAAAACAUGGUAUAAGUUAUUGUAUUGAAGAAAGGGAAGAAAGAAAAUUACGGAAACAUUAUGUUUUAACUUUGGAAUUGCUUUGUCCAAUGAAGGAAGCAACAAGCUAGUGAAUGUUUGAGAGCGAAGGUAAAAUGAUGAAGGCUUUUU
Malania oleifera is the source of this 2513-nucleotide messenger RNA. RefSeq names its product glucomannan 4-beta-mannosyltransferase 9-like. The transcript is spliced from 9 exons. Gene Ontology annotation, molecular function: mannan synthase activity. The record is from RefSeq and is a predicted model, not a curated record. Lineage: Eukaryota; Viridiplantae; Streptophyta; Magnoliopsida; Santalales; Ximeniaceae. The coding region runs from base 562 to 2163 and encodes 533 amino acids. Gene Ontology annotation, cellular component: Golgi apparatus.